AUGGAUAAUCGAGAAGAAUUCCAAACUAGAGUAGACGUUCCACUUCGUGAAUAUGAUAGCCGUCAGAAGGCCCCUCGUCGUGCAACAGCUCCUGUUCCAAAAAGGUCAAAUCUUCUAAAUUCUUCAGAUUCAUAUGCAGCUUGCUACUUUAGAGACAAUCCUGAAGUUCAAAUUGAUCUUUCUGAUCCAAAAACCAAACUUGAAGAGUUUGAAAAAGAACUUGCCAGUUCAGAAUUAGAUGAAGCUACAAGAUUCCAAAUUUUAAUCAGAGAAAAGUCAAUGAUAUAUUUAAUUUAUGACGAAAAUUCACCAGAAGCAUUCAGAAUUCAUGCUAGACUUGGUGCAUUUUAUAACGAAACACAUCGUCCACAAAGUGCAUUAAGACAUCUCAAAAUAGCCCAUGAUAUCUCUACAAAGAAUAAAUCUAUCAAUCCUAAUGAACUUAUACUUGUUGCAGUUGAUAGCGCUGAAUCACAUCUUGCUUUACGAAAUGACAACAAGCAAGAAAGCCAAAAACACAUUUCUCAAGCUAACGAUUGCCUCAAACAAAUACAUGAAUACCAAAUUGAUGAUUUAGACCUUAAAUACCGUUGCGAACUCGUUACAGCAAGAGUUACUUCUGCUGGAAAGCAUCCAGAGAAAUCUUUUACUCUAUAUGAGCAAGCGAUGAAUACUCUCCGUGAAAUUAAUGGAGAUCAAAUCGAUAAACAGACUUUGGCGAAAUUAUACGUCGAAAUGUCGGAAGUCGCAGAAAAGAUGAACGAUGAUGCUAGAAAAUCCGAAUAUGCUGGAAAUGCUUACGAAAUCUUUAUCCAGCUUGGAAUGUAUGGUUCUGCAAAUAUUGUUCGUGAAAAAGUCAGCGAGGAGAAGAUUAAAGAGUGCCAAGAGAAAUAUUCUCUGGCCGAGUCAUCAGAAGAACCUUCAUUGGAACCAUAUAGUUAUGAAAAUCCAAUUAAUAUUGAAUUACCUCCUGAAGAUACUGAAAAUAACAUGUAA
Molecule: messenger RNA, 996 nt
Organism: Trichomonas vaginalis G3
Lineage: Eukaryota; Parabasalia; Trichomonadida; Trichomonadidae
Exons: 1
Coding region: 1-996 (331 amino acids)
Source: RefSeq, a predicted model, not a curated record